Messenger RNA from Postia placenta MAD-698-R-SB12, 3417 nucleotides. RefSeq lists its product as hypothetical. Gene Ontology annotation, molecular function: phosphatidylinositol-4,5-bisphosphate binding. Gene Ontology annotation, cellular component: plasma membrane; exocyst. Lineage: Eukaryota; Fungi; Basidiomycota; Agaricomycetes; Polyporales; Adustoporiaceae. The transcript has 17 exons. The coding region runs from base 1 to 3354 and encodes 1117 amino acids. Gene Ontology annotation, biological process: Golgi to plasma membrane transport; exocytosis. The record is from RefSeq and is a predicted model, not a curated record.
AUGUCGACGGAUCAUGAAUCUGUUCGACAACGAAUUAUCUCCUCGGUCUUCGCGAGGCGGAACACUGCAGGCCAGGAGGAGCAGUAUGUCGGCCACAUCAAGAUCUGGGAAGAUGGGGGUCAGGAUGACGGAGGAAGGAAACCAAGAUAUAUACUACUUUCCCAGUCAAACAAUAGGCUAGGGUUCAUACACAAGUCCAAGCUAAAUUCCAAUGGCUCAUUCUCGGUCGGGAAGACAUGGAAGGUUCUUGAGCUACGCGGUCUUGAGGUUCUUAAUCCAAUGACCUUCAAUAUCACCAUGGCCAGGACGUACCGAUGGCAAUCUGAGGACGCCCAGGAUCAGACCAACUUCAUUACUAGUUUAGUGAAGCUCUUCCGUAUGGUUACAGGCAGUACAACCCCCCUACAACUUAGAGGCGUACAGAUGCCCGACGCACGAAUGGAACGAGCACCCACUCCAACCAAUGGUACGCCCUUACCUCCUGCAUCACCCCGAAGACCGAUCGGAAACGACCGUAACGAUACUGUAAGACAAAGCGACAUUUAUGACGAAUUUCCCCUCCCUAUACCCUAUCCUUUGGACUCUUCUAGAAGUCGUAAACCUGGUACACCGUCUCGCGCCGAGAGUCCAGCCUCACGUGCGGUGCCUCCGCCACUUAUACCAGACCGACCAGCUACACCUGUGCGUACCCGACCAACCACACCUGCCUCUCAAGCAGGAGGUAUCCCUGCCGCCCUCCGUGCUGGCCACGCUCCAUCGGCGACAAACGGUCUCCUCUCCAGCAGCCCCGCAUCGUCUCGUUCAGUCCAAUCCUCCCGUGCGAAUGGAUCGUCUUCAGCGAUGACUGCUUUGGAAAUACCCUCAGGACCCUCAUCCAUGCAGCCAUCACCCAUAUCCACGUACCCAUCUACUCCGGACAAUCUUCAACCCAUCCCCUUACCUUCACACCCACUUCCUCGAAAGACACCCUCACGAGCACCUAGCAUGGCUCCCGGUGACUCUGGGCAACGUCGUGAGAAUGCACGCGUCUCAUUCUUUGACCCUGCAAAUCAGGCCACGCUGAAUCGAUUAUUGUCUGGCGAUGUCGUGAUCCACGAUGACGCUGACGGUGAUGGUGUCGGCUCCGACAUUGGCGAGGACGAGAGUGCGCAGGCAACACUGGACAGCAUGGAAGAGAUGUUGGAGGGUUAUGAGUGGGCCAGCGACGAUUUCAUGGGCAGGACAUCCGUCACGGGAGCAGCUGAUCGAAUAGAGGCAAGACUCCUCGAUGAGUUGAUGGCUCUGGAGAAGGCGAACGUGCAUUCCUUCAUUGAGUCUGACGAUAGGAUACACGUUGUCCUUAAGUACCUCGACGAAGCAAUGUCGGAGCUCAAUGGUAUGGAUAGCGUGGUCUCGUCCUACAAGAUUCAUCUCAAUGCCGUCAAUGACGAUAUCGCCUAUAUUCAAUCGCAGAAUCGUGGUCUGCAGGUUCAAAUCCAGAAUCAACGCGCUCUCAUGGACGAACUCGAAGAACUACUGCAAACUGUUCACGUGGACAAGGAAGCCCUGUUGGCCCUUACUCAAGAGUCUCUCGAGAAGGCAUCAAGUAUACAGCGAAUCGAGGGCGCCGCUACCGAGCUAUAUAAGGCCCUGCAAGCCGGCAGAGAUCGCGAUAUGGCUGCGACCAUGGAAAGGCUGGAUGAGUAUCGAACUCACAAUUCACACUUCUGCAAGCGCAUCCUUGACUAUCUGUCGAUAUUGUUCACGGCUCAGUCCAAGAUGCUUCUCGGUGACAGCGAGGGCGUGAUCAGAACUACCAAAAGUCGGCCGGCAUUGCGGAACCACCAGGAGAUGGAGAGCUUUCUGGGGCGAUACAGCGGUCUCAUUCUUUACCUCAAGGAAAUGGACGAGGGAAUCUACUCCAAGCUGUGUGCUGCCUAUUUCACAGCGGCGAGCGCGCUUCACGGUGCUCAAGUCAGGGCGCUACUCUCUAUCUGCGCUGGGUUGGUCAAGAAGUCUGCGGAUGAAGAUCCUGAAGGCUUUGGUGUGGUAUCUCCCACAUCUACGACUGCGAAGGCAGCUUCUGGCAUGCGGCGAGCCGGUACCAUUGUUCGGUCCCCGUUGGAAGCCCGCAGAGAGCGGAAAGAUCGUUCAGACGGUGACCUCAGCCCUUCGGAGGCAUUCAGCAUUGUACUUGAUCAGGCUGCAACGGCUGUGUAUCAUGAAGAAGACUUCAUCGCCGACUUCCUCCAGAUCAACAACGUUGGGCUGACCUUUGCAGACUACAUGGGGCUCGAGAACUAUUUCCGCCGACAGGCUGCGAGGUCCGCCGGACUGAGCUCCUCUACGUCUAAGCUCAUUCGCGGCGCAAUGGAUCUGAUUUUUGGUUUUCUCGCGACCGAGCUCAAAGCCUGGUUGGAUAAUGCCCUCAGCAGGGAUAAGCUAUCCGUUGUCGGUAUCAUCGCUGCUCUCGAGAGGUUCCUAGGGGAUGCAGAGGAAAGGGGCAACGCGUUCUUGCUCAACGUUCUCGAGAAACAGCACACGCGCCUGAAGGGUCUCUUCGAGCGUCGUGUGACUGAACACAUCAAAUCAAUUGAAGACACCAGAUUGACCAGUAAGAAGCGCAAUGGUGUUGCUCCAUUCAUCAAGUACUUUCCUACGUACGUCGGUCGCGUGGAGAACCAGCUCAUUGGCGCAGAUACGCUGGAGAUACGGCAGACCGUGGACCAAGCUUACGAGAAGAUCGUGCAGUCGAUGUUUGAUGCUUUGAAACACAUGGCCAAGAUGGACGGUGAAGGAGAGGACAAGGGACAAUUGAACUACCAUGUCAUUAUCAUUGAAAACAUGCACUACUUUGUCGCUGAGAUGUCUCAGUUGCAGCUAGGCUCUGUAGCCGCCUUCCUCAAGCGGGCAGAGUCUAUCUACGAGGAGAAUCUGAACGCUUACGUGAAGAUCGUGCUCAGACGACCAUUCUACAAGAUAGUCGACUACUUCGAGGGUGUGGAGAGGCUGCUCAAGACAACCGCACCCACCGAGGUGCCAUCCAACAGCAGCUACAAUCGCUCGGCGCUGAAGAAGGUCGUCAAGGAAUACAACUCGAAGGACGUGCGAAAGAAUAUUGACGCGUUGUUCAAGCGGGUAGAGAAGCACUUCACAGAAGCGUCAGAGAAGGCUACAACAGAGGACAUAAGCGUAGGCAUUGCAUCUGGCACUGUCAUGGUGGGUGUGUGGAAGGCAUGUGAGGAGGAGCUGCUCAAGAUGACGGAGUGGUUCGUGAAGAGGAUCAAUCAAUGCUACAAGGAUACGGGUGUGGGCUUGGAGUACUCGGUCGCAGACGUCGAGGGGUCGUUCAAGCGACACAGGGUGGCAGUUUAGCAUCCUUUUCCGGUCUAAUUUAUGUGCUUUCCAUACGGCAUAUUUAUCCUCGUUGCUGCUGAC